UCUAACCCAAAAAAAAAAAAAUGAGCAGAUAAAUGGCCUGCAAUAUUCCUAAAAAAAAUUCACACCUCAAAACCUCCCAAAAUGGCCUCGUCACCGUUACUGAACACCCUUCUCUCCUCUUUCAAUGCUUCCUAUUUUCCCAAAAACCCAUUUUUAUCAAAGACGAGUUUCAGAGGCCAAACCCUAACAAUUCUCUUCAACCAAAAACCCAAACCUUCACAUGAUUUCAGAAAGCUUUCUGGGUCACCAGUUUUUUACGCAGAGCUUCUUCCUCUCGAUUUAACUGAAGAUAAUGUUAACCGAGUCUUAAUGGAUGCCAAAUCAGAGUUGGCACAAAUCUUUGAUACCUCAGUCGGUAUCACAGGAGAAGCUGAGCUUGCAGAGUUGGAUGGUCCUUUUGUGAAGCUCAGCCUGAAGGGUCGGUUUUGGCACAAACGAUCUACAGUUUUGGCGAGGCUUGGUAAUUACUUGAAGAAGAGGAUUCCUGACAUUUUGGAGGUCGAUAUAGAAGAUGAGCAGCAACUGGAUGACAGCCCGGAAAACUUUUAGAGCUAAAUUUAGCUAUUAAAUGGUGUCCUGGAGAGAUCGGUUGGUCGAGGAUCAUUCAUAUCAAUACUAUGUCAACUGCAGAGUCUGCCUAGGCAACACUGGGAACUGUCAAUAGUUUCCUAAGCUGCCUAUGCUUAGAUUUUACCACGUCCACUGUUAAUCAAUUUGGUCCUAAAUUGAGUCAUUUGAUCGCUAUUUAAGUUUAAAGGAGUUGUUUUCAGCCCCAUUUUCUCCUAGUGAAAGAAAAAAUGUCAAUCAUUUUCAUUUAAAAUUCCAAUAUUUAAGUGAAAUCUGAUUUUGUCGAGUAUAGCUGGACCAAAAUUUCAUGAUCAAUUUCAUGUCAAUUGGAUCAACUUGGUGUUAAUUGACUGAGUUGGCUCCUUGGUCUUUUUUAUGUUUUAUUUUUUCCUAUAGAAUACAAAAUUUCUGGACCCAACGAACACGGCAGAAAGCGAAGGCGCUGGUUGUUAAAAUCAUCUUUUUUUUGUUUGUUGUGAUUUUAUUUGUAAGAGAAAUGAAUACAGUGACACCCUUAUCAGUUUCUCUUAUUUUCUUCGUUGUGUAGUGUAGAUGCUUUGAUUCAUAAUAUUAUUCAGAGACUUAGUCUCCUCUUUCUGUCUCUUUUUUCAUCCUCUUUCUCCCUCUUUUCCCAGCAAGUGGGACCAGGCCUUGGGCAUAAAGUAGUUUUGGCUUCAUUAAGUCAUGUAAGGACAUAUUUUUCCCUUUCCCUCUUCUAUUUUUGAGGGUUGUAUGUGUUUAAUGAGCACUGGAUAACGACAAGAUGUAGAAUAUUAAGCAAAGGAGCUUCUUUUUCUUUC
Amborella trichopoda is the source of this 1367-nucleotide messenger RNA. RefSeq lists its product as uncharacterized. The record is from RefSeq and is a predicted model, not a curated record. NCBI's taxonomy places the organism in Eukaryota, Viridiplantae, Streptophyta, Magnoliopsida, Amborellales, Amborellaceae.